GCAGAGAUGGCUGCAGAAAUGGGCAAGCUUGUCAAAGGAGGCAGAGAAAUGCUUUCCUUAAGAAUGAAGGUUUGUGUUAUUCAAAUGAAGGUAUGAUAAGCAUGCUCUAUAUGCCAGCAAGCAAUGUUGUCAGGCUUCACCUUCAAAAUACCACAGCCAUCUGAUCUGAGGGGCAAGUUUUCAGUUUAAAUCUAAGAGCACAUCUCUUCCAGAAAUGGACUACUUGAUCAGGCAAACCAAGGGAAGGGUUUCUGGACAAACAAAACCUGCAACAGGGGGAGAGGCCAGCAGUUCCACAGAAAGAAGAAUCCCACUACACAAGACCGAGUCCUACAAAGAGAAGUCGAGGAUAUGGUUCGGUAGACAGUUCUCAAGGCAACCUGAUCGAGAUUCUGAUUCAAUGGCGAUUGACCAAGCAGCUGCUGUCGCUGCUGCUGCAUUUGCCAUUGUUGUGUCAAAAAGGCAAAGCUUCUCGGAACCUAACAGGGAAAUGUGGGAGGAAGCUCCACAUCAAUCUUCUCCGAUACGAAGAGAGAGCAAAAGACUUGGCUCUGUAUCAAUAAGGGAUUUGGAAGGAACAACAUACAACAACACUGAUGAAUAUGAUGAAAACCCAGCUACAAAGGUUGUUGGUCCUGUCUCAUCAAUGAAAAGGACACCUACAUUUGCUGAUAAGCCUGCUUCAUCAAUGAAGAAAGCUCCAAGAUUUUCUGAAAACCCUGUUUCGUCCAUGAAAAGGGCACCAUCAUUCAUGGAGAAACCUGUUCUAUCCAUGGAACGAUUGCCAGCUACGGCCCAGUUGCAACUGAACAACAUGGAUGGUAAGAGGAAGGACAAAAUCGAUGAAUCACAAGUUGAACAGCCCUCCAAAAGACCUGAAAUUUCCUUAGCAAAACCCGAUGGAACUCUUAACCCUGCAAUCCCACCUUCUAAGCCUUCCAGAAGGACUGGGAAUAUUGGAGAGUCAGCAGCAGCAGAUGCAUGGGAGAGGGUUGAAUUGGAGAAGCUGAAAGACAAGUAUGAGAAGGAAGAAGAACAGAUUGUCUCCUGGGAGAGUGAAAAGAAAGAAAAAGCUAAACAUCGACUUGACAAAACUGAGAGUGAACCUGAGAGGACAAGGUUGAAAGCAUUGGAAAGGUUUCAAAGUGACAUGGACACUGUCACUCAGAUUGCAGAAGCAGCCAGAGCAAAGAUAGCUAGGAAGCAGAAGAAGGAAGAGUUGAGAGUGAAAGAGAAAGCAGACAUAUAUAGAAGCACAGGCCAAAUUCCAAGAAGUACAUGUUUCUGCUUCUGAGUGUCAGCUGUUACAUGGCGCUUUGUUGGGUUGAGGUUGAAUUAUUAAAUGUAAAUAAAGUGUAAAUAAACAC
Molecule: messenger RNA, 1367 nt
Organism: Linum trigynum
Lineage: Eukaryota; Viridiplantae; Streptophyta; Magnoliopsida; Malpighiales; Linaceae
Source: the annotation of a GenBank genome assembly